Messenger RNA from Mya arenaria, 867 nucleotides. RefSeq names its product ATP-dependent Clp protease proteolytic subunit-like. The record is from RefSeq and is a predicted model, not a curated record. The transcript has 6 exons. Gene Ontology annotation, cellular component: endopeptidase Clp complex. Gene Ontology annotation, biological process: protein quality control for misfolded or incompletely synthesized proteins. The coding region runs from base 99 to 791 and encodes 230 amino acids. Gene Ontology annotation, molecular function: ATPase binding; ATP-dependent peptidase activity; serine-type endopeptidase activity. NCBI's taxonomy places the organism in Eukaryota, Metazoa, Mollusca, Bivalvia, Myida, Myidae.
ACAGCCAUUUUCUCACUCGGAAUACUUCGGAUUACAAAAGUGCCGCGUAUUCGGACGCACAUUUCGGCUGUCAAAUUAUAUUAUAGACAAAUGAAACGAUGAUUUCUGGUGUAAUGAGAGCAAUACAUAAGGUUGCAGUUUGUGAGCGACUGAUAUCGCGCAGCCUUCACACAACACGGAGGAAGCAGCUUUACCAUGUUCCUAUGGUUAUAGAGAACACAGGCUCAGGAGAACGAGGCUUCGACAUCUACUCACGCCUCCUGAAUGAACGGAUUGUCCUCUUGAUGGGAGAAGUCAAUGACCACGUAGCCAGUACAGUGGUGGCCCAGCUCCUGUUUCUACAGUCGGAGAAUGCCAAGAAGCCAAUCAAUCUUUACAUCAUGUCACCUGGUGGCAGUGUUACAGCAGGCCUAGCAAUAUAUGACACCAUGCAGCUUGUGACCGCACCAAUGUGUACAUGGUGUGUGGGUCAGGCAGGAAGUAUGGGUUCACUCCUCCUGGCCGCAGGCACCCAAGGGCGGAGACAUGCCCUCCCUAAUUCACAAAUCAUGGUGCAUCAGCCUCUAGGUGGAGCUUCGGGUCAAGCCACAGAUGUGAAAAUCCGUGUGGAACAAUUACUUCGAGUGAAGGAACAGCUCAAUAAGAUCUACGUCAAACAUACCAACCAGUCAUACGAGGCAGUAGAGGCUGCAUUGGACAGGGACAAUUUCAUGACUCCAGAAGGAGCCAAGGAGUUUGGCAUCAUUGACCAUAUAGUUGGAAAAUCUGCAGUGCCAUCAGACAAGAAAUGAUAUGUGCUAUGAUUUUGCUGAUAUUAAGUUGUUUUUAAUAUUGAUUCUUGAUAUAUAUUGUUUAGAAGAUAAUGGA